UUUGAUAAUAUUGACACAUAUUAGUUAUACCAUUAAAACAUAUAUAUGAGUUUUGAGGGAAAUGUUCUUAUUAUUAGGUGACCUUAAUUUGUCUUCUAAAUACUAUUUCUGAAGUAAAGAAGGUUUUAGCUUCUUUUAAUCUGUGGAAAGCAGAGCAUAAAUUAUUUAAAGUGUGUCACAUUUGUUGCUGACUUUUGAUACUUUCAACCUGAGUAAAACUGCACACAUACACAAUACAACAAAGUAAUAGGACAUACUUCAAUCAGCUCAGGGGUGAGGAUUUUGGAGAUACCGUAAUCAAGAAAUGAAAUGUCUGCCAGACAUAACGGUAUAUGGAAACAUGGCAUAAUAAUAAUAAUAAUAAUAAUAAUAAUAAUAAUAAUAAUAAUAAUAAUAAUAAUUAAUUUAUACCCCGCCCAUCUGGCUGGGUUUCCCCAGCCACUCUGGGCGGCUUCCAACCGAAUAUUAAAAACAGUACAGCAUCAAACAUUAAAAACUUCUCUAAACAGGGCUGCCUUCAGUUGUCUUCUAAAAGUAAAAUUGUUGCUUAUUGCCUUGACAUCUGCUGUGAGGGCAGGGCGGGUGCCACUACCGAGAAGGCCCUUUGUCUGGUUCCCUGUAACCUCACUUCUCGCAAUAAGGGAACCACCAGAAGGCCCUCGAUGCUGGAUCUCAGUGUCUGGGCUGAAUGUUGGGGGUGGGGACACUCAUUCAGGUAUACAGGACCAAGGCCGUUUAGGGCUUUAAAGGUCAGUACCAACACUUUGAAUUGUGCUUGGAAACGUACUGGGAGCCAGUGUAGAUCUCUCAGGACCGGUGUUAUGUGGUCCCGGCAGCCACUCCCAGUCACUAGUCUAGCUGCUGCAUUCUGGAUUAAUUGCAGUUUCCGGGUCACCUUCAAAGGUAGCCCCACGUAGAGCGCAUUGCAGUAGUCCAAGCAGGAGAUAACCAGAGCAUGCACCACUCUGGCGAGACAGGCAGGUAGGGUCUCAGCCUGCGUACCAGAUGGAGCUGAUAAACAGCUGCCCUGGACACAGAAUUGACCUGCGCCUCCAUGGACAGCUGUGAGUCCAAAAUGACUCCCAGGCUGUGCACCUGGUCCUUCAGGGGCACAGUUACCCCAUUCAGGACCAGGGAGUCCUCCACACCUGCCUGCCUCCUGUCCCCCCAAAACAGUACUUCUGUCUUGUCAGGAUUCAACCUCAAUCUGUUAGCCGCCAUCCAUCCUCCAGCCGCCUCCAGGCACUCACACAGGACCUUCACCGCCUUCACUGGUUCUGAUUUAAAAGAGAGGUAGAGCUGGGUGUCUUCUGCAUACUGAUGAACACCCAGCCCAAACCCCCUGAUGAUCUCUCCCAGCGGCUUCAUAUAGAUAUUAAAAAGCAUGGGGGAGAGAACGGAACCCUGAGGCACCCCACAAGUGAGUGCCCAGGGGUCUGAACACUCAUCCCCCACCACCACUUUCUGAACACGGCCCAGGAGGAAGAGCGGAACCACAGUUGGCCUAGAGUUGGAUGUGCCUUUGUAUAAAGAGCAGAAUAUGUAUGAUUCAGAAUCAUGUAGAAAUAUAUCCCUAUAUGUCCUGCACUAUCAUUCAAUUGUUGGUCUAGGACUCUAGGCAAUGCCUAUGCUGUGUUGGUCAAAUCUAUGCUAAUAAUAUUUAUUCAUAUAAAAAUAAGCAAUAACUUUAUUAGAAAGAUAAUGCUCUGACCGCCAGACUCUGUAGAGAACAUCAGUCUGAACUGUUGUACCCAAAUGGUCAAUGGCUGCAUAAUAUUGCUAAAGAUGUGUCUGUUAUAUAAAUUGGCGUGACUUCUUUUGAAAUUGGCGAAAUUGUGCUGAGUAAAUGAAACAACUGUUUUGUGCAUUUUUAGAUGCUUUAGUUAAAUAUAUGUAUUCUUGGCUCAUAAUGUGUAAAGUGCACAUAAUGUGUAAAAUAGUCACAAUUCGCUUGUAAAGUUGAAAAAAGUGAUGAUUGAGUAUAGUGAAUCAAUGCACAAGUUCCACACAGAAUGGCAGAGGAGAGCGGAAGAAAAAUAAUUUGGCCUUGCAUUACCGUAUUAAAUGUCUUUUGAUUCUUCAUUCUCUCCCUUCAUCAUCUGCUCAAGCCCUAAAUGUUCCUCUCCCUAUCCCUGUUCAUAGCCACUCAACUUAUUUUUUUUUACUUUGUACAGUGAGGGUGGGAAGUGGUUGGCUAUUAAAGGAAAGCAUCUGGUUUUCUGCAUCACAGCUGCUGCAAGAGUAUUUGUUCAUCAGUAGCAAAUUUAAUCAACACAUUAAUUAUAAUAUAAUCCACAGAACUAUGGGCAUCACAUUCACUGUUCACCAAGUACAAGGAAAGUGUUGUGAACGAAAUCAAGAUUUUGUUUUUAAAAAUUGUGAACUGUAAGCUUUUUAAAUAAUGGAAAUAAAUUAUAAUUUCUUACCGGUAAUACAAACUCAGUACUUUAGAAAUUGUACUCUCUCCAGUUCCUAGUAUUAUUUAUUGGCCAUGUUUUUGAUCUUAAAAGAGAGCCAAGUUCUCUUCUUCCCCUCCAAGAACUAUUCGGUAUUGUACGUAAGACUGGGAACAACAUGGUACUGGAUUAAUAUUUCUUAGUACUGGGAUACUAUUUUUAUCCAAUUGUUUUGUUACUUCAUUGCAGUACGUUUAAGGUAUUGCAAACAUUACUGACUGUGAAUCAGUACCAUACGGUUCUUUUAGAUAUUCUGGAGGAAGAUGAGGAAUCCGAUAGAGAUAUAGAGCGGCAAAAUAUUGAAGAGCUUUAUGACUAUGUGAGGCAUACACACCAAAAAGAAAUUCAGUUUUUGAAGGAGAACGUACAGCACUCUGCACUGAUUCCUGUAUUGAGGCCAUACCAAACUGAGGCUGUAAACUGGAUGCUGCAACGUGAGAACUUCAAAAAUGUACCAACCAAUGCAUUAUUCGUGAACGCCCAGUUGCUGGGCCUCAGUGGCCUGGAGGAAUAUUGGCAGAUGAGAUGGGCCUUGGAAAAACAGUAGAAGUAUUGUCCCUUAUCCUGACACACACUCGAAAGGAUGUUAAACAGGAUGCUCUGAUGUUACCUGAGGGCUUUUUGGUAAACUUCUUUGUUCCGCCUCAACCUAGUGAAGGAAGCAAAAAGAAAAGCAUAAAGAAAAUGGAACUUAAAUUGAAGGAAAAAGUGCACUAUCCUAGUUUGCGAGUGAUGCUCUUAACAGCUAUAAAAGAAAUGAAUGUGAAGAAGGGAGCAUCUAUUGUAGCAAUUUUUAAGUAUGUCCAUGCCAUAUACAAGUACGACACACGCAGAAACCGUCGCAUUCUUAAAAGGACUCUGGAAAAAUUAAUUGCAGAGAAGAUAGUGGAACAGGUCAAAGGUCAUGGUCUUGCUGGUUCUUUCAAGCUGGGCAGAAACUACAAGGAAAAGAAAUUGUGUAGUAAAUUUAAAAAAGAGAAAAUAAAAACUUCAGAUAGGGUUCAGAAGAAGAAUUCACCAGAAAAUGAGAAUGAAACCAAAGAAUUGGGAGAUGAGGGCACAUGCUCUCCAAAUGGUCUUAAACUAUCUCAGGCAGUAGACAUCACAGCAGAAGAGCAUGAUUACUGUACAAGAAGCAAAGACAAUAGAAAAUCAGAACUGGAUCCUAAGGGCUGGAUAAUGGAAGAAGAUUCUCUACACAGAACUGCUGACUUGCAAGAAAAUAUGCUUGUUUCAAAAAACAAAAUGUAUUCUACUGACAUUUCUAAAAAAGAUGAUGAAGCUGAAGAGCAACAAGACAACUCAGAAGGGCAGCCUCCAGCCUCUCAAGAACACACUAGCAUUUUUGUACCACAUCCUGGUUCUAUUUUUCCAUUCAAUACCUCUGAUUAUCGUUUUGAAUGUAUAUGUGGUGAGCUUGGCUUGGUUGACUAUAAGGCACGUGUGCAAUGCCUGAACUGCCAUCUGUGGCAGCAUGCUGAGUGUGUGAACUACAAAAAAGAAAAUCUAAAGAUCAAGCCCUUUUACUGUCCCCAUUGCCUUGUAGCAAUGAAACCAGUUCCAACAGGAGCUACUCUGAUAAUCUCUCCAAGUUCUAUCUGCCACCAGUGGGUUGAUGAGAUUAACAGGCAUGUGAGAUCAUCUUCUCUUCGAGUGUUGGUUUAUCAAGGAGUGAAGAAGCAUGGUUUCUUGCAGCCUCACAUCUUGGCAGAGCAGGAAGUAGUGAUCACCACAUAUGAUGUCCUUCGUAGUGAGCUGAACUAUGUGGACAUUCCUCACAGUAAUAGUGAAGAUGGACGCCGUUUCAGGAACCAGAAGCGUUAUAUGGCUAUCCCAAGUCCCUUGGUAGCUGUGGAGUGGUGGAGAAUUUGCCUGGAUGAAGCACAGAUGGUGGAAUGCACCACUGCAAAGGCUGCAGAAAUGGCUCUCCGUUUGAGUGGAAUCAAUCGCUGGUGUGUCAGUGGCACACCAGUGCAACGAGGAUUGGAAGAUUUAUAUGGAUUAGUACUGUUCCUUGGAGCUGAUCCUUACUGGGUCAAAUAUUGGUGGGAUCAGCUUCUAUAUCGACCAUACUGCAGGAAAAACACACAGCCUCUCUACAACUUCAUAGCCAAGAUAAUGUGGAGGUCAGCAAAGAAGGACGUGAUUGACCAAAUUCAGAUCCCUGCUCAGACAGAAGAUACACACUGGCUCUAUUUUUCUCCUGUGGAGAGACACUUUUAUCAUCGCCAACAUGAGGUCUGCUGCCAGGAUGCUUUGGCAAAACUCAGGAAGAUUUCUGAUUGGUCCCUCAAACUUAGCAGCUUGGAUCGGAGGACAGUUGCUUCCAUUCUGUACCCUUUGUUGCGCUUGAGGCAGGCCUGCUGUCACCCACAAGCUGUACGUGGAGAAUUCCUGCCACUGCAGAAAAGCACAAUGACAAUGGAGGAACUUCUAACAUCACUACAGAAAAAAUGUCGAACAGAAUGUGAGGAAGUCCAUAGGCAACUGGUGUGUGCUUUGAAUGGAUUAGCUGGUAUUCAUAUUAUUAAAGGUGAAUAUGCAUUGGCAGCAGAUAUGUAUAGAGAGGUGCUGCGUUCCUCUGAAGAGCACAAAGAGAAGCUCAAAACAGAUUCAUUGCAAAGACUUCAUUCUACGCACAACCUGAUGGAGCUUCUGGCAGGAAAGCAUCCUGGGAUAUCACCCACUUUGCGCGAUAGCAGGCUUCAAGAAGAGUGUGAGCAACUCCGUCAACAUUAUAUGAGUAAAUCGAAUGCAGAAGUUUCUGAAGCCCACCAGGCUUUGCAACCAGUACUACAGACAAUCCAUGAACUCCAGAAGAAAAUGCGCUCCAAUUCACCUUGGUGGUUAGAUGUGAUCCAGUCAGCAAUACAAUAUGCUAUUGAUGAGGAGCUUGUUCAACGGGUGCAAAAUGAUCUUACUAGCAACUACAAACAACAAACUAAUAAACUCUCUAUGGUAGACAAAUUCCGUGAUUGCAGAGGCCUUCAGUACCUGCUCACAACUCAAAUGGAAGAAGUGAAGAAAUUCCAGAAACGUGUGAGAGAGGCUGUGAAAAAACUGGAGGGUCCUCCUUCCAAAGAGGUUAUCGAGGCUGCCACUAUCUGCCAUCUGCGCCCUGUGAGGUUGCCCCUAAACAACUGUGUCUUCUGUAAGGCUGAUGAAUUGUUCACAGAAUAUGAGUCAAAGCUCUUCUCCCAUACUGUAAAGGGGCAGAUGGCAAUAUUUGAAGAAAUGAUAGAAGAUGAAGACGGUCUGGUUGAUGACCGCUUACCUACCACAAGCAGAGGUCUCUGGGCAGCAAGUGAAACUGAGCGCUCUUUGAAAGCUAUACUGUCUUUUGCCAAAGCUCAUCGAAUAGAUGCCAAGGCAAUUGAAGAGGGCAGCAUCUUCUUGGAACUUUUUGAAGCAUGGAAAAAGGAAUAUAAGCUGCUUCAUGAAUAUUGGAUGGUCCUCCGAGAUCACGUGUCUGCCAUUGAUGAGCUUGCCAUGGCUACAGAACGGUUUAGAGUGCGUCAUCCGGAAGAGCCAAAACCCAACCACCCUGUUCUUCACAUAAUUGAGCCGCAUGAGGUAGAACAAAAUCGAGUGAAACUCCUUAAUGACAAAGCAGUUGCCAAAUCACAGCUUCAGAAGAAACUGGGCCAGCUUCUCUACCUUACUAAUUUGGAAAAGUCUCAGGAUAAAACAACUGGAGGAGUGAAUCCAGAGCCAUGUCCAAUUUGUGCACGGCAACUGGGAAAACAGUGGGCAGUGUUGACAUGUGGACAUUGCUUCUGCAAUGAGUGUAUCGCUAUUAUUAUAGAACAGUACAGUGUUGGCACCCGCAGAAGUUCAAUCAAGUGUGCCAUCUGCAGACAAACAACAUCACAUAAAGAAAUCUCUUAUGUCUUCACUGCAGAGGCAGCAAACCAAGAAGAUGAUAUACCUGUGAAGGGAAGUCACUCUACCAAAGUGGAAGCUGUGGUCAGGACUCUAAAGAAAAUCCAGUUCAAAGAUCCAGGGGCCAAAUCCCUAGUUUUCUCAACAUGGCAAGAUGUCCUUGAUAUCAUUGCAAAAGCGCUAUAUGAUAAUAGCAUGGAGUUUGCUCAAAUCAAUGGAAUUAACAAAUUUCAGGAAAAUCUAUCUUCAUUUAAGUAUGAUGCCAAGAUCAACAUAUUGUUAUUGCCUCUUCAUACUGGCUCGAAUGGAUUGAAUAUUAUUGAGGCAACACACGUUCUCCUAGUAGAACCUAUCUUGAAUCCAGCACAUGAGCUACAGGCCAUUGGCAGAGUGCAUCGCAUUGGGCAAACUAAGCCCACAAUUGUUCAUAGAUUCUUAAUCAAAGCAACAAUUGAAGAAAGAAUGCAGACAAUGCUGAAAACUGUAGAAAGGAGCCACUCUAGUUCUUCCAUGAAGCAGUCGGAGGCCUCUGUGUUAACAGUAGCUGAUCUCGCAGACCUUUUCUCAGCAGAAACUGAAGAACUUGAAUGAAGCAAUGGAUUUCAUGCUCUUUUGAGACCAAAAGAGGGCCAUAACCUACUUGUUUUCUAACCAACACGUACAAAUAGCUAACUGUUCAGAGGUUCCUGUAGAUGUCACCAAACACCCACCCUUAUUAGGGUUCUAUGAACUGAUUAGUCUUUUUAGCAGUUUCCACUAAGUUCUGUGGUUGUGGAUUUCUUCAGCACAUUUCUGUUAAGAAGAAGACUUGCACUUUACACAAGCACUACAUAGCUUUGCACUUCCAAAGAACAUGAAUAUCCCAGUCCAGCUUUAUUUGUAUGAUUUUUUAAAAAAUGUAUGACUAGUUGUGCCAGAAAACGAAUGGGGAUUCACAUGCCAUUGAAAGCAAGGAGUAUGGGUAGAUAUCCCUGACAUUCCUAAACCGACAAAAGACUUGUUUGCUCAAGGUGUUUGACUAGACAUUGAGGAAAGAAAGCUUUGCAUGGCAGGAAAGAGUGUGAAAAUCAUGAAGCAAUUCUUUUGCCUUCAUUUUAUUCCUAUAAUUAAUUACUAAAAUAAGUUAGUGAGUAAGCAAAUCAUUUUUAAGAAAGGGCUUCUAGCGGUGCUGACAUAUUAUCAUGCAGGUUUUACCAGUUAAUCCUAGCUACAAAUUUUUAGACACCACUUUGGCAUUUUAAAUCAUUUUCUUGUUAUUUAUGCUGUGAUAUUAUGUUGUAGAAAUCUGAAAAUAUUUUGCUUGUUUAUAUUUAAACGUUUGCUGUUAAUGUCUGCACUUCUCUUGAUAAAUUAUGUCUUUUGUAUGAUCUUUUGUCUUGAAAUAAUAGCUGAAAACAUCUGUUUGACAGAUUUUUAAACGUUCUUACAUUCUUGUUUAAAAUUUGGAUUCUUGUAUCCUAUUAAACAGGUAAAGCUUCCUCUUGUGUAGCUCACUUGAUAUCUAUUAAUCAAUUUAGCAGCUUAAAAGAAUUAACAUCAGAGGGCAAAUGUUAAUGCUAACAGAUGUGUAUUCAACACUGAAAAAUUAAAUUGUUCAAACACUGAGAUUCAAUAAGAGCUUCUUGGAGAAGACAAAUACUUGUAUGGAAUACUCCUGUUAAGAGGGACUUUUUCAUAGUACUGUAUGUCUUCACAUGGGAAUGCAUAUUAGAAGUAACAUCCUCCUGGCUUGUCUGGGCCGUCACUUUCAAGUACACCUCUCAAAUGGGUAUUUUGCAUACUCAAUUUCCUGCAGCAUCUGAGCUGUCAUCAAUCACAACUGUCUUUUGGAGUGUGUGUAGGGUGUUUGUGUGUCCUUAAUCUUUACUUAUCGUUUGCUAUCUUGGAGGCCUCUUAUUAAGCAGAAAGAUGGUUGAAGUGGAUCCCACAUGUGGAUGGAAUAAUAUUUUUAGACAGGGCUCAAUUCCAACUUCAUUUCCCUGCAAUUAGUGCUUAACUUCAGUCCUGGGGACCAAAUACAGCUCUCCAAGUCUCAUUGUGUGGCUCUUUAAGGUCUCUCCACACACACAAUUUCAUUCUGGCCACACCCCUUGAGUGUUUUUACCUAGCUGGUAUGCAUAUCUUUGAGUUGCAGUAGUGCCUUUUGCUUGCCUUGGAAGGAGGAUAGAAAGAGGUAUGGGAGUGUGUGUACUGCACAAAGUUAAAAUUUGCAUGCAUUGCUCCACCUACUUUUGCAUUUGGCCCCAUCAUCACUCUCAUGUCCUUCCCCCACCCCAAAGUGAUUGUGGUCCUUGAACUAAAAAAGGUUCUCCACCCCUGACCUAACCAAACCAACAUAUUGGAGGCUAGAGACUUGCAUACCAUCGCAGAAUACUGUGGUAGCAUAUGAACCUACCCUGAAAAUUCUUAACAUUGGUUCCACGGAACUGGGGUUUGUUAGGAAAGUGGAGAUGAAUCAUCGUUUAGCCAUGCCCUUUCUCUAGAAACAGUGUUAGCAGGGAUUAUUGGGAAUGCCCAAAGAUCAAGAGCAGGGUCCCAGAACAGACAUAAUUGAGGUGUGUGCUGUGUUUAUCAGCCAUAUGAGUUUGUUUGUUUUUGUAUGGAGCUGUUAGGCUUAGGAAUCUUGGUUACUCUUAUGUUAACCACCCCUGUAGAAUAGAUUCUGGUGAUUGAUCUAC
This is a messenger RNA of Zootoca vivipara (common lizard), 9016 nucleotides long. The record is from RefSeq and is a predicted model, not a curated record. Lineage: Eukaryota; Metazoa; Chordata; Lepidosauria; Squamata; Lacertidae.